UAGGGUGUAUAAAUAGCAACAGCAGUUUGCUACUACGCGACUACGCUACACUACACGUCUACACUGGAUGUUCUUGGACUCGGAGCACGACCACAUGCACGAUCAUCAUCAUGCAUUGUUUGGUACGACGAAACAGGGCAAUGGAUAACUACGCGACGCAGGGCUUAGGUGGGUGGUAAAUGCAGCGAAACAAAUAAAACAAAAAUCGAACGAACAACCUCCAAGCAAACAGAUGGGAAGCGUGUAACGCACGCAGUCCGAUGCUGGUGAAACCGGUUCAAGAUCAUUCCCACAUCGCACACCACACAGCAAGUGGUCAGAGCUGUGUGUUUAGCAGGGGAUGGUUCAGUUUGCACAACGGAUGCACCAACAAGACAAAAACGCAAGAUAAUGUACCGCAUGUACCGCGGUCGCGCGCUUGUCACACACCUUUUGUCCAAGUGCAAGUGCCGCCGCAGCGCGCCAACAAGGAAGUGAUGUGGGUUCGCGAACAUCUUUAGGAUUAAAAGUUCUUUUUUAUCCUCUCAUCGCCAUCAUUUUGUUCUUUCUUCACCUCGCGGCCAGGGGUGCCACAUCCGAUCGUGAUCUUCACCCGCCGGUUGGUGGUGGUUUUUGUUGAUGUUUUGCUUGUUUUGCUCCAACAAGCGCCAUGACACUGAGACAGAUUUUUCUUUCAUUCUCUCCCGUGCGUGACACGGGACGAUUAACUGAAGCCGCUUGUGUACAAACAAUGGGCCGAUCGGUGGUCGUAUGAUAUUGCAAUAAACAAUAAACAGUGCCUGUCUGUCAUCUGGUCUGUUGUUUCUGGUGAAAGCGAUCGUGCAUCACCCAGGGAGGGUUGGAAAUGCAUCACAGACGGUGUUGUUUGUUUUAGACUGCUGCUACUGCACUUCUUGUUUUCUGACCAGUCAUCAGCGACUCCAGAGGCGAUUGACUUGUCGAGAGACGUGUGGUCGUGUACUUACAGCUACAAGUUAAUUAGACAGAAGUUCUUGCUGAUGUUUUAAUGUUCUCGGAACGAUUCUUGAAAGCGUAGAGUGCUAAGAUAUUAAGAUCUUUCACUGCUUUCAUCUAGAGAUAAGACGCCAAAUGCAAACAGACGCAAUCGUAACGUCUUCUCAGAAACGGUUUUUGUUGCAGCAACUGCAAACACCUUGAUGCAGGUGUGACAGGCGCACUACCUAAGACAGUAUUAGCUUCUGUAUUGGGGCGUGCAGUUAAGCAAGAAAUUCCCCUUAGCUGCAAGAUGGGGAACCACCAACACGCUCUACUGCCACCGGUUCCACCAAAAGCAAAUCUAACAGCGAUAUCGUGUUUACGAUAGCGAUAACAAUCGCUGCACCACUAUAAGAAAGCCUUUCGUCCACUGCCAAGACCACACUAGUAACCGUGGAACGAUGGCGUCUAGUUCAGUGAAGGUGCCUGUCGUUGUGCUGCUUCUUGCAAUCGCCUGUACCGAAGGAAGUCCCUUUUUCGGCAACAAUUAUGUGCUCCCGCAAGGUGCCCGGCUUGCCAGUUCCGCCACCGCGGUGGUGCGCAAUCUAGACGCCGCCCAGCUGCAGGUUCGUGGACUGAACCCAACGUCUUCAAACUUUCUCAGCGCUGGAGCGGCGGCACUGCGCGAUUACGUCGGCAAUACGACGACCGUGAUGGGGCAGGUGUUCCGCGAGGUGGCACAGGUUGCCGUCGAUCGUACCACGGCACCGGCCGUCGUCUUCACCCGGCUUACGCUGGCCGUCCAGGGUGUGGCACAGUGGAACCGAAACCUAUCCAGUUCGCUCGAGGUGUUGAAGGAGGCGUUUAACUACGAUGUGAAUUCCAACACGGCCAGCUAUCUGGAGAAGUUGCGGAAUGCGUUCGGUCAAAACGUGCAAGAGCUGGCGGAAGUACUCGUGCGGUUGGGUGAUGCGGUCCUCCCGGUUGCUGGACAGCCGCUAAACACACAACAGUUUCUGCAGGUAGUGUCGGCAAAUGGGACACUGCAGCAGCUGCUGGAUGUAGUGGAAUACACUGUGCGAUUAUCAGGCGAGUACUCGACGAGUGUUAGCACCCUGGUGGCAGCAGUUCGUGCUGCCAACGACUUCCAAGCCCGAUCGUAUGCCUUGCUAAGAACAAACCAGGCAUCUAUCAACAUCAACGUUGACCGGUACAAUACUGCAUCAAACACAUCGUUCUACCGCUUUCUGACGGCGGCCGACUCGCUUCUAACACACCUCAAAGACACGAACGAAAGCUUCGUCUUCCGCUGGCCGCUACUGUUUAGCGAGUCCGUGCAUCAGAAGCUAAAUCUGCUCAAUCAUUCGAUCGAUCAUUUGACGGGGAACUUGCUGCAGCGAACGGUAACGGUCGCUCAGAAUCUCGAGCGGACGAGUGCCCUGUUCAAAGAGGGCAAUAACCCACUCAGCUACCUGCGAGAAGAAACCGAUCUGUACACGCGCGUCAUGCUGGACGUACUGAGUGGUGAAAAUUUCUGCGCAACUGGAUUUGUUACGACGUUUAACGCGCUUCCAGCACAGGUGACUUCACGUGUAGCGGCAUGCCUAACCGAGCAGACGAAUCUCGAAAAUCAAGGCUCAUCGCAGCUGGUGUCGCUUGCGAAUAAUUUCCUACGGCCGUACGUUACCGCAGUCUAUGGGCGAUUGAAUAUCUGCUUCCAGCAACCGUUCGAGAGGAUGAGCGAAUGUUUGGAUGAUAUCGUUGCUACCAUUGACUUCAGGGAUAAGUUCUUCCUGCUCGAUCUUGCCAGCCAUCUGUACUUCCAGCAGGUCCAGGAAGAGCUACCACUGUGCAAUGAUCGCGUAUUGCAGUUCGUUAGAAACGCUGGACUCCGUGAAUCUUGUCGGAUCAUGUCUGCCGCCGCCGAUACGUCGACGUAUUAUCCACUAGCGUGAAAUUAAAAAGAUCAACAGGGAAUAGCAUUCGCAAGGCAUAACUUUAUUGAAUGGGGCAAUGUUGAACCACUACUUCUUUGUCCACCGAUUACGAUAGCGCGUUCGUUUCUUGCUGUAGAUGCACAUCUCCUGAAUGUUGUGAUAGUUCAGGAAGUACCCGUUCUGCGCUACACACGCAUUGAAGUUGUGCUGUAUCUCACUAUCCACCAACGAUUCCACCUGUUUCGCCGCAUUAUAGAUUCUUCCAUUAGCCCAAUUGUUUUCGUAACCGUUCUGUAACAAAUUAAAUAAAAACCAAAAUCAAAGCGACAGCUCAACAAAA
Anopheles gambiae (African malaria mosquito) is the source of this 3213-nucleotide messenger RNA. RefSeq lists its product as uncharacterized. The transcript has 2 exons. NCBI's taxonomy places the organism in Eukaryota, Metazoa, Arthropoda, Insecta, Diptera, Culicidae. The record is from RefSeq and is a predicted model, not a curated record. The coding region runs from base 1398 to 2891 and encodes 497 amino acids.